Blepharisma stoltei is the source of this 1386-nucleotide messenger RNA. Lineage: Eukaryota; Ciliophora; Heterotrichea; Heterotrichida; Blepharismidae. The record is from the annotation of a GenBank genome assembly.
AUGUCAAACUUCAAGAGACUUGACCAAUAUAUUGUCUUGCAUUCUCUUGGAAAAGGUGCAACAGCUCACGUCAAAGCUGUUGAAGACCCAACUACACACCAAAUUUAUGCAGCCAAGAUCAUGAAAUCCUACCAUGGCAGCGGAAAUGAAGAAUUAAAGGAAACAAUUCAAAAUGAAAUGGAAAACCUCAACAGCCUUGCUCAUCCAAACAUAGUGAACUUAAUAUGCGUCAACGAAAGCGGAACCUAUGCUAAGCGAAAUGGGCAAACAAAGCGUGUUAUGUAUAUGCUUAUGGAACUUUGCCCAAAUGGUGAGCUUUUCGAUGUUUUGUAUAGGACUGGAAAAUUUAGUGAAGAAAUCACGAGGUUUUAUUUUCAUCAACUCAUAGAAACUUUAGAAGCUGUUCAUAAUCAAGGAAUUACACAUAGAGACAUAAAGCCUGAAAAUAUACUUUUUGAUCGAGAUUUCAACUUAAAGAUUUCGGAUUUCGGAUUUUCUACUUUAAUUGACAAGUAUGCUGAUGGAAUGCUAUAUACUCAGCUAGGCACACAAGGAUAUAUGGCUCCAGAAAUUCAUCAAAAUCUGCCAUACAGAGGUGAAAUUGUUGACCUUUUUGCGGCUGGGAUAGUUUUGUUUAUAAUGUACACUCAAAAUCCUCCUUUUACAAAAGCAGUACCAAACGAUCCGUUUUACCGCUUGCUUUCGAAAAAAGAUGAUAAAUUUUGGGUUUAUCAUUCAAGAAAUAAAACUUCAGACUUUUUUACCCAAGAUUUCAAGAAUUUAAUAUUUAGUAUGCUUGCACUUCAACCAAAUGAUAGAUUGCCUAUUUCUCAUAUAAAAGCUCAUCCAUGGUAUAAUGGCCCUGUGGCAACAACUGAUGAAAUAGUUAGCGAACUGAGAAAAAGAAAAGAAAAAAUUAUUCAAGCUGCACAAAAAGCUGCAAAGGCAAAAAAUUUAGGUAACAGACCUGGCGCAAUUAAUAAUGGAGGAAGAGUUUAUAGAUGUGAAUCAGGUGAGCCAGAGCUAGCAGGCCAAUUAUCACUCCAAAUUGAAGAUUUAGUAGUCGAGCCACUUCCUGAGCACUUUAACACAGUUAAUCGAUUCUAUCAAAUUAUAUCUGGAAUCGACCCACAAGAUAUUGUGACUAUUUUAGCUCGAUCAUUCCAAAAUUUGGAUACUGAGUGGAACCCAUCGCAUGAUAAAUAUGAAUUUGAAGUUACUAUUCGAACAGAGGUUGACACAUUGAAUUUUGUUAUAUCAAUUUAUUCAAUGGAAGAUGAAUUGAAUUUGAUAUCUUUUAAGCUGAAUAAUGGAAGUAAAUUUGAAUUCAUGAGCAUAUUUAAAACCAUUGAAGACAAUAUUUUCAGUGCCCAAGAAAGUUAUUAA